CGGAAGUGUAGUUUUUAGAUGCGGAAUCGCCUGACGGUUGUGGCGGUAAGUGUGUUCCAGUGGCGAUGGAUCAUGGUGGUUGAGGCUCCCUUCAUCCAGAAGUGACACCGGGUUGACAAAGACUCUCGGACGGGUCCUUCUCUGAUUUCACAGCGUUUGGACGGAGCGGGCCGUUACGGUGCAGCCGCUUAGCUGCUAGUCGGCUGGACUGUUGUUAGCUUUGUAGCUGCGGAGUUCAGCCCUGCUGGUCGGGUGCUCUUAUCUGCUUGGCCAUUUGGAGACCCAGUAGGCGAGCUUCAUUCUGCAGCUGGAAGAGGCACGAUCAGAGGUCAUGGUUCUCCACUAUGAUCCCAGUCCGCAAACGCCUCAAACUAAGCCCAACCAAACAGGCAUGCAGCAGCUCCAGUAGCUCGACUGUUGGAUCACAGCAGCUCAGCUCAAGUGAUGCUGUGCUGCCGCAGCCACCGGCGCCGCUUCAGGCUUUCCCAGGAGCUGGAGCACAGGUGGAGAUGGAGGAGGAAGGUUACCUGCUGGUGGAGGAAGACACCACGGAUUCCAGCCUCAUCAUCACUAUGGAGGACAACCACAAAGAAGGGAAGGCUCAGAGGAAGAAGGCAGUGAAGAAGAGAAAACGAACACUGAAUGAGAAGGAAGGUAGCGAGAAGGGCAGGACUUCCGGGACUGAGGAGGAGGAAGAGGGAGUGGAGUUGGAGAUCGACAGAGAGCUGGACCAGGCUCUGGAGACGAAAUCCAAACAGCAUAACCUCACCACUGUGAAUGUUAAAAACAUCAUCCAUGAAGUGAUCACCAAUGAGCAUGUGGUGGCCAUGAUGAAAGCAGCCAUCAACGAGACCGAAGCUGUUCCUCCGUUUGAGCCCAAAAUGACUCGAUCCAAGUUCAAAGAAGUGGUGGAGAAGGGUGUGGUCAUUCCCACCUGGAACAUCUCGCCCAUCAAGAAAAGCAGCGAUGCUAAAAAGGCUCCUCAGUUUGUGGACAUCCCACUGGAUGAGGAAGACUCUUCUGAUGAAGAAUAUCGUCCAGAUGAAGAAGAGGAAGAUGAGACUGCUGAAGAUACAUUCCAGGAGAGCGACAUGGAGAGCACGGCUUCUUCUCCCAGAGGGACUCGGCUGAAUCGAGUCGAGGAGGACAGCUGCAGCCCCUGGCAGUCUUCUCGAGUUCGAUCCAGGCGUUUGAAGGAGGGCUUGAUGGGACCCCCUCCUCCACCCAAAGCUCCGCCCUCCAAAGGUGUACCCGACAGCACCUUCUUGGAGAAGCUUCACGCUGUUGAAGAGGAGCUAGCUGGCUGUUUGGAGCCCUAUCAGCCUAUCGCGGAGGAGGAGUCUGGGUUGAUGGCGUGCCGGACCCGGUCCAAGCGUCCGCUUCGUGAUGUCCCCUUAGGCCAGCUGGAGGCUGAGCUCAAAGCUCCUGACAUAACUCCAGACAUGUACGACUCCAGCUGUGCGCCGGAGGACAGGGAGUGGACGGACUGGUUGAGAGGCCUGAUGAGCUCCGACGUUGACAAUGAAGAGGAGUGUGACGAUGAAGAUGAUCCAGAGUACAACUUCCUGGCUGACAUCGAUGAACCCGACCUGGAGGAUUACCGAGAUGACAAGGCAGUCCGGAUCACCAAGAAGGAAGUGAACGAGCUGAUGGAGGAGCUGUUUGAAACGCUGAAAGAGGACCUGGCAGGACAGGAAGUAGAUGAUGAAGCGCAAGACGAAGACGAGGAGCUGCAGGAGGAAACAUCCACUUUUAAGCCACACAUACCUGGGCAACAGAACAUAGGAGCAGCUGACCAUGAGGCUGAGGACCAACCAAUCACAGGCCUGAAAACCGUGAGGCAGCAGCUGAGUUGGAUUAGAAAGCGACGGCAGACAAACCCUCUGUUUAGCACUGUGAGUCCAGAACCGUUCACCCUGAAGCUGAACCCCCAGCAGAAGCACAGACUGCAGCAGCAGCUUCAGCAGCACAUCCAGCUGCUGACUCAGAUUAACCUGCUGACUUCACCUGUCCCCAAACUGCAUAGUGAGGCGGAGACCACCCGCCAGUUCCUGUUUGAGUUAGACAUGUUGGCUCAGAGGGGGGAACUCAUCAGGUCUGCAGAUUCUGGUUUCUGCAGCGCCUUCAGAGCCUCCAACCUGCAGGGGGCGCUGGAGCUCCUAGAGGAGCUACGACAGGCACCCAUCAACUACCGGCCGCAGAACCGCAAGCCUGAUGGCAGAGGACAAAUGCGCUGUUACCCUGUCAUGCCAGCUGAGCUCGCCUGGUUGUUCGCAACCCGACCCGUCUUCCUGUACCCUGAACUGCUGCCUUGUGCCAACCUCGACCCGGCUAUGUACUGCCCCCGCAGGACGGCGGCCUUCACUGCAGCAGAGGACUGCCUGCUGGUCCUCGGCCUCAGGAACAUGGAGGGAGCGUGUGACCCACCGAAGCUCGUGUCUCAGUUUCUGCUCAGGAAAACUGUGGUUCAAGUCCGCCGGAGGAUCCUGCAGUGCUGCAGACCUGGAACGCCUGACAACAUUGUAAAGGCCUUCAGGUAUCAACAGGUGGUGAGAUCCAUGCCGGUAGCCUGCAGGAACGUCGACCCAGCAGAGCAGCGCCCUCCUGUGGCGAGAGAGCAGAACAACAUGCCACUGUGGCUCGUGAGGAGCCUUCCUGUCAUCUCUCCCCUCAUCAAACACUUCAACAGCCCAGCCAGCUCCUCCCCAGAGCUCCCGGCCUCUUGCAGGAGGAACAAGGCCCGUCAGAGCCACCUGGCCUUCCUUCGAUCCUCUUCCUCCAGCUACAGCUUCCCCUCCGGGACCAAAUACCCGCCGCGCCUUCCACAGAACCUGGACUUCAAACGGAUCGGUUUCGUCCUCCUCCAGCAGCCCCUCCCCUCUACUAACGAGAAAACUGCUGACCUCAUAAUCACCUCCACCAUCUCUAUGCCAGCUACAGAACAGAUUAAAUAUCACUGUCGGACACUAGCAGGCCUGAGGAGGAGGAAGAGUGGGAGGCUGUCUGCUUGCCCUCCAAGUGCAGAGACACCAAACCUUAAAGAAGGAUCGAUAGAGAGGAGAGAACAAGGACUCUCUAAGUCUACUGAAGGUCCGACUUCCUGUUUGGAAAUCACUGAUGAUGAGGCCACCACAGAAGAAGAGAUGGAAGAAGAGAGUGAUGUGCUUCUGGUUUUGUCUGAAUCUUCGACCAGCGAUUCUGGAAGCAUCUCUGAUUGCGAAGAUCAGCCAGAUCCGGUAGAGGCGGAGUCAGAACCUGACAGAAACGUGGUAGCGGUCCCGUCCAAAGCUGCCGCGGUUGGUGCUGGUGCUGCUGCUGAUGGUGAUGAGGAAGAUAUUGAAGCACCAAUUACUCAGGAGAAGGUUUCAUCAGAGGAGACUGAUGAUGAUGAUGAAGACGAUGUUCAGAGGGAGUCUGAGGAUGUGGUGUUUGCUCAGGAUUAUCUACACAGAGUAUGUGAAGUUGUCCAGAUGCAUCCGGGCCUUUCUGAGCAGCUGCUGCAGGUGUUGGAUGAAUUUUCAGCUGCGGGGCCUUCAGGCUCCCCAGAGCUCCUGUAUAACAGACUGGGUCGCCUGCUGCAGCCAUGGCCUCAGCUGCUCAAAGACUUUGCUGCCUUCCUGAACCCCAGUCAAGCAGGCAGAUGUGGGCUGCUGUUGGAGCAGCAGCUGUUUGAGCGCAGCCGGCGGUUCCUGAGGCGGAUGGGUCGGAGCCUGGGAGAGGGCUCUGUACUCUACCAGCAGGUGGUGUCUGUGCUUCAGGGAAGCUCCGCCCCCUCAUCAGAGGAUGUGGACAAGGUUUCAUCUUUGCUCAUGAAGCAUCCAGACCUGCAGGGUGAGGUCCAGGAGAUCUUCCAGCAGCUCCACAGCUGCUCCAAAACCACUGACACGUACUCAGCUGCUCAGACUCCCAAUAACCAAAGCGGCGAGUCGAUCAUCGCUCCGGGUGGAAGUUAUGCAGAGGAAGAAAGGAAGAAACAAGCUGUUUGUGCCAAAAACAUCACAGUGACUUCCAACGGGGAGAAGGUCGUCGUUUGGACUCGUGAGGCCGACCGUGCCAUCCUGACCGCCUGCCAGCAAAGAGGAGCCAACAUGAAGACCUUCAGACAAGUCUCCUCCCAGUUAGGAAAUAAAACUGUUGAACAGGUACGACUCCGCUUUGAGGACCUGAUGAAGCUUUUUCUAUCUGCGUCGCAAAGGUCUGCUUCUUCGGAAGGACAGCCAGGGAACAGACCAGAAACUGCUCCUGACUGACCCAGCAACGCAUGGAGAAGGCUGCUACUCAACACAAAGUGGACAUCUGAAGAUGUUUCUUCUGAGGCGAGGUCACAUCGGUGACCUUUGUUGAAGCCCACCAGAAGCGGCUCAGGAUCUGCAUCAAACAGUUUUAGCUUGCCGGUUUAGUUCUGAUACUUUAUUAAAAUGUUGAAAGAUCCAGCUCCAUUGUUAAGAGCAAAGUUUCAGAAUCCACCUGUAUGAGACGGGAGCUUGGAGGUCUCAGUUUGGUCUUAGGUUCCCUGUUAAUCUUUCUCGUUUUGGACAUGAUUUGAGCCCAGUUCUGGGAAACAAGUUCUGAAUUGGGAAAUUUUCAGGGAAACUUUUCCCUCCAUGCUUUCAUCCCCAAUGUGCUGGUCCGAGUAAACAACUAAUGAAGGAUUCAGAGUUUAUCUGUAAAUCUACCGCAGGUCCAAAGUGUUUAGACUAUAUUUGUACCUCAUUACAAUAUUGAUGCUGAUACAGACUUAAACUGAUCUCACAGCAUUGAAUAUUAUAAAAAGUAUUUUUAAAA
Molecule: messenger RNA, 4785 nt
Organism: Cyprinodon tularosa
Lineage: Eukaryota; Metazoa; Chordata; Actinopteri; Cyprinodontiformes; Cyprinodontidae
Product: GON-4-like protein
Exons: 27
Coding region: 345-4250 (1301 amino acids)
Biological process (GO): regulation of DNA-templated transcription
Cellular component (GO): nucleus
Molecular function (GO): transcription coregulator activity
Source: RefSeq, a predicted model, not a curated record